AUCGCGUACCGUCUAUUUUCCUAAUUGCUUAAAGUUGCCUAGUUAGUUACUGUACCGCGUACCUUGCUCCAUGUAAUUGCACCCGACGAAUUUCAACCUAUCAAAAAUCAUAUAUUAUGGAAUAUACAAUUUCUGAUAGGCUGACAUUCUUAUUCUCUAUUCUCUAUUUCCUAUUCUUUUUAUUGUGCAGAGCCCCUAAAUUCAUUUGUGUUUUUUGUGUUUUUUUUAUUGUCAUGUAAACACGUAUUCCCCUAUUACAGUCGAACGACUAUAUUUGGUUGGUUCUUAUAUUCUAAUCCGAUUUAAACCCUCGGAAACCCUGGAAACUAGGCCAUUGUCCAAUGAGAAAAGUAGAAUAUUAUUGUGUACAAGCGUAUCAUACACAUACACAACAUACACACACAUACACACACACACACGUACGUUUGAAAAUAAGUAAUCAAGAAAAAACAACUUGUAUAAACUUUUGGAAUAAAUUAGAAUAAACUUUUGCUGACGAUGACAGAAAAAGUACGGAGAUAUGAGAAAAUCGAUUUUCUGGGUGAAGGACAGUUUGCCACGGUUUACAAAGCAAAAGACAUAGAGACGAAUAAAAUUGUGGCUGUAAAAAAGAUUAAAGUUGGAAGUCGUGCUGAAGCUAGAGAUGGCAUAAAUCGGACUGCUUUACGAGAAAUUAAAUUGCUGCAAGAGUUAAAACAUGACAAUAUCAUUGGCUUAUUAGAUGUUUUUGGUUAUAAAUCAAACGUAUCGUUAGUAUUCGAUUUUAUGGACACUGAUCUGGAAGUGAUAAUAAAAGAUAGCAAUAUAGUUUUAACCGCAGCCAACAUAAAGACAUAUAUGAUUCAAACCCUACAAGGUCUUGACUAUCUUCAUUUCAAUUGGAUACUCCAUAGAGAUCUAAAGCCAAAUAAUUUAUUAGUAAAUUCAGAAGGUGUUCUGAAAAUUGGAGAUUUUGGCCUGGCAAAAUUUUUCGGGUCACCUAACCGGAUAAAUACUCAUCAAGUAGUUACGAGAUGGUACAGAGCGCCUGAAUUACUUUAUGGUGCUAGACUUUAUGGGACUGGCAUUGAUAUGUGGGCAGUAGGCUGUAUAUUAGCUGAGCUUCUAUUGCGAGUGCCAUUUUUGCCUGGUGAAUCUGAUUUAGAUCAACUCACUAAAAUAUUUCAGACAUUAGGUACUCCAACGGAAGAAACAUGGCAAGGGAUGACUGAAUUACCAGAUUUUAUUCAAUUCAAGCCCUUUCCUGGCAUGCCUUUGAAGCAUAUAUUUACUGCUGCUGGCGAUGAUCUUCUUGACUUAAUUGCUAGUCUCUUGAAUGUGAAUCCAUUAGAAAGAUGUACAUGUGAUCAAGCAUUGCAAAUGCCAUACUUUAGUAAUAAACCUGCACCUACAGCUGGACCUAAAUUGCCUCUACCUAUGAUCAUUAAACGUCAACGUGAAGAAAGACCUAGUUUGAAAAGAAAACUGUUAGAAUCGAUAGAAGGAGCCUCUUUAGCUAAAAAAUUGCAAUUUUAAUUGUGAUUGAUGCUAAAACAAAUAGACAAAAUAAAAAAUUGUUCAUUAAAUACAACAGUGCCAAUUUCAGAAAAUUAGAGAGAUCUCUAAUUGUGAUAUUGUAUGUCGAGAUAUUGUGUAACGUGUUGUAGCAAAUUGUAGCAAAUUUUAUAAAAGUAUUAUCGAACAUAUAAAAGCAUUGUAUGCUUAUAUUUUAAUAUCUAAUAAUUUUUAUGGCAUGAAAUUCUAAUUUAUGUAUAACACAAAAACUUUUCUUGAAUAAAUCAUGAUAUUUCCAGUAAUUAAUGAUUGAACAUGAGAAAUAGGAAAUGCAUGUAAAUAGGUGGCACAAUAAUAAUAUUAGGUGUUGGAAUUAAUUCGUAGCGUUUUACAAGUGAU
This is a messenger RNA of Acromyrmex echinatior (Panamanian leafcutter ant), 1893 nucleotides long. RefSeq names its product Cyclin-dependent kinase 7 (gene Cdk7). NCBI's taxonomy places the organism in Eukaryota, Metazoa, Arthropoda, Insecta, Hymenoptera, Formicidae. Gene Ontology annotation, biological process: positive regulation of transcription by RNA polymerase II; protein phosphorylation. Gene Ontology annotation, cellular component: nucleus; transcription factor TFIIK complex; cytoplasm. Gene Ontology annotation, molecular function: cyclin-dependent protein serine/threonine kinase activity; RNA polymerase II CTD heptapeptide repeat kinase activity; ATP binding. The record is from RefSeq and is a predicted model, not a curated record.